CGCUGUCAGACAGAAAUCACUCCAACUUGCCGAUUCCAUCCCCAUCCGUCAUCACCACCAUCGCCGCCAUCAUCACCAUCACCAUCGCCAUCACCAUCACCGUCCGCAUCCAUAUACCUAUUUGCUGAAUGCAAAUACUCACAUCUCAUGCGAUCCGGCACACCAGUUUCCAUCUAUAGACCGGUGCAUUUAUUUCUUCAAUUGUCAAUUCCGUCGUCCUGAUUACUAUAUACCAACCUGCAACCCUCCCACACGACCACAGUCUCACCCACACACUCACCCACACACGGGCGCCCGCAUCUCUAAGUCUCCUAGACAUGGCUGCGCUCGUGACUGCCACCGGUGUGCUGGCCUUGCUGGCUGACGAGGAAGUUGAGCUCAAGGUCUUUGCCCUGCAAACUCUCAACGAAGAUAUCGACACUGUUUGGUUCGAGGUGGCUCCCGCCGUAACCGAUAUUGAGGCGCUCUAUGAAGAUGAAUCCUUCCCCGAACGCAAGCUAGCCGCCCUCGUGCUGUCCAAGGUUUAUUUCCACCUCCAGGCCUACGAUGAGAGCAUGUUCUUUGCAUUGGCUGCCGGCGAUCUCUUCAAGCUCGAUAACCCUGGCGAAUUUGAAGAGACCAUCAUCUCUAAAUGCGUCGACCACUAUAUCGGCACCAAGCCCAAGAGCGAAUCCUACACCGUUUCCGAUGAGGACGAUGGCGUCGCCUCUCCGCCCUCCCUCGCUACUGCUUUUGCCACAGGCACUUCUGAUAGCAACGCAUCUGCUCUCAUCUCACCCACCACUCCCUUCUCCCAGUCUACGCUUCCUUCCAAGUCUCUUCUCUCUCGCGCUUCUACCGACAAUACCAUUCUGGAACCUUCUUUCGAACCUCAGAAGAAACAACACCGGUCUUCCUCCAUCGCAUUGUCUUCCAAUGAGCUCCAAACCAGCCGAGCUGUUGAAAAAGUCAUCGACCGCUUGUUUCAAAGCUGUAUGAAUGAGGGCAAGUAUCAGCAGGUCGUGGGUAUCGCCGUCGAAGCGAAGCGCCUGGAGUGGGUCAAGCACGUCAUCUGGCGCGCUGAUGAGGAGUACAAGAAAAAUAAAGGCAAGGCUGCACAAGAUGAUGCUGUGAGCACCGCAGAGGAGCUCUUGGACUACUGUGUAAGCAUUUGCAUGGACGUUGUUCAGGAGCGGCACUUCCGGAAUGAAAUGCUGGUUCUAGUGUUGGGCAUUUUAACUAGUGCUAAAUUCGCCAAUGGGAGAGCCAAAGACCCGGAUUACUUCUCUAUUGCCAAGUGUAUAGUCCAUUUGGAUCAGGAUACCAAAGCAUGCGACGUCAUUCGGCAUCUUGUUGAAACCGAGUCUAUCGAGGCUACAGCUAUUGCGUAUCAAUUUGCCUUUGACCUCUACGAUAAUGCCACCCAAAACUUCUUGGGUAAGGUUAUAUCGGGUCUCCCCAAGGGUCAAGUCACCACUGAAAACAAGGAGAACGAGGGCAACGAUGAAUCCGAGAAUGCCCCACUAAUGAGCGAUGUGGACCAAAACGACGCCAAAUCUGAUGAGGUGGAUGAGAAACACGCCGAAAUCUACAAAAAUAUCCGCUCCAUCCUUGAUGGCACUAAGACCAUCAAGCUCAACCUCGAGUUUCUCUACCGCAACAAUCAUACUGACCUUGGCAUCCUGAACAAGGUACGCGACAGCCUCGAGGGGCGCAAUUCAAUCUUCCAUACUGCUGUCACUUUCUGCAAUGCGUUCAUGAACCAAGGUACUACCAAUGACAAGUUCUUCCGAGACAAUUUGGAAUGGCUUGGAAAAGCGGUCAACUGGUCCAAGUUUACUGCGACUGCGGCCCUUGGAGUUAUACAUCGCGGAAAUCUUUCUCAGUCAAAGAAGUUGCUGGAUCCCUAUCUUCCCCGGGCCGCCGGCGGUAUCGGUGGCGGUUCGCCGUAUUCCCAGGGUGGUGCUCUGUACGCAUACGGUUUGAUCCACGCAAAUCACGGUGCUGGCGCUGUUGACUACCUUCAAGCUCGGUUUUCUGAAGCUAAUGAAGAAGUAAUUCAACAUGGUGGUGCGCUGGGUCUUGGUUUGGCUGGCAUGGCAAGUGGCAGUAAAGAGAUCCUCGAGAGCCUCCAACAGGUGCUCUACGCAGACUCUGCGCUGAAUGGUGAGGCUGUUGGUUUAUCUAUGGGUCUCGUUAUGCUGGGUACCGGUAACGUCAAGGUACUGGAAGACAUGGUGGCAUAUGCUCAUGAGACGUCACACGAGAAGAGCGUAAGGGGUUUAGCUUUAGGUAUGGCUCUAAUCAUGUACGGGCGACAAGAACUCGCCGAUGUCAUGAUUGAGGGUCUCCUGAAUGACCCUGAUCCUACGUUGCGUUACGGAGGCAUAAUGACAGUCGCCAUGGCCUAUUGUGGCACAGGAAGCAAUAAGGCCGUUCGCAAGCUCCUCCACGUCGCCGUUAGCGAUGUGAACGACGAUGUUCGACGUAUCGCUGUUAUGAGUCUGGGUUUCAUUCUUUUCCGUAAACCUGGAAGUGUUCCCCGCAUGGUUGAGCUUCUUUCUGAAUCUUAUAAUCCGCAUGUACGAUAUGGUUCAGCCAUGGCCCUGGGUAUCUCCUGCGCCGGAACUGGCCUCGACGAAGCAAUCGACCUGCUCGAGCCCAUGAUGAAGGAUCCAACCGAUUUUGUGCGCCAGGGUGCUUUAAUUGCCCUAGCCAUGAUUAUGAUUCAACAAAAUGAGGCCAUGAACCCCAAGGUUGCAUCAAUCCGGAAGACCUUGAAAAAGGUCGUCGGCGACAGACACGAAGACGCUAUGACCAAAUUUGGUGCUGCUCUCGCUCUUGGUAUCAUUGAUGCUGGUGGACGAAACUGCACUAUCGGUCUUCAAACACAAACGGGUAACCUCAACAUGGCGGGCGUUGUCGGUAUGGCCGUCUUCACUCAAUACUGGUACUGGUUCCCUUUCACCCACUUCCUAUCGCUGGCUUUUAGCCCAACCUCCAUUAUCGCUUUAGAUCAUGAUCUGGACAUUUUGGACGUCAAGUUCCACUGUGCUACAAAACCCAGCCUCUUUGACUACCCCCCUGAGCAAGAGGUCAAGGCAGAAGAAGGCCCGGCGAUGAUUGCCACCGCUAUUUUGUCUACUACUGCUCAAGCUAAACGUCGCGCCCAAAAGAAGGAAAAGGCUGAUAAGGCUCAACACCAAAAGAGUAUGGAUAUCGACUCUACGGCCACACCCACGACUUCAAAUGCUGCUGGGGGUGAUAAGAUGGAUAUUGACGAUAACGCCAAACCAAGCGACGAGAGCAAGGAUAAAAAAGAGGAAAGCGCUGGGGCGCAGAGCGAAAAGGAGACCUCAGCACCUCCAGAUGCCAAGAAGAAACUUGAAAAAGAGAAAGCAGGCUAUGAAAUAGAGAACAUGAGCCGUGUCCUACCUGGCCAGCUCAAAUUCAUCAGUCUCGCUAAAGGGCGAUACUGGCCGGUGAAACUAGUAAGACCAGGUCCAUUGCCUACUGGUGGCCCUAUACUUCUACACGACACACAGCCCGAGAAGGAAAAAUCCUUAAUUGAGGAGAAGCUCAAGAAAGUAGCAACUGAAAGAGCGCCUGUUGCUGGAGCCAGUGGCGCUCAGGGCAGAAAUCCUCGAAGUGUAGAGGAGGCACUUCUGAGCCGAUUGGCAGGAGUAACCCAACCCGUGACACCCAGCCGAAAUCAGAGCGGCGCGGCAGCGGCCGCUGGUGUACUCACCGCUAUUGACGAAGACGGAGAGGGAGAUGAGGAGGCUACAGUUCCUCGCGAUUUCGAGUAUGAUACCGAGAACGACGACGAUGAUGAUGAGGAAUAGUCACUUUCACCUGAUUCAGACUGGUCGCAGCUCCCGUUCCUAUGAUAACACCGAAGUUGAUGCGGUAGCUUACCAUUCCUAAAUGCAAUACUACUUUAUAGCAUAGAGUCUAGCUUGAAGUGACGGGAUGAUUCACUUGUGCAUAAGACAGUCCACAAACUACCAGAAUAGAUGGAAUUUUGAACAUACUACAUGGCACUACCACAGCCUGCAUUAGCUGACGUGGGUAUUCAAAAUACUGCAUUUAAAGCGUGAGAACCGAUUUAUCCGAAUGACACGUCUUUUAUAUAUAGCUUAAGAUAUCACAUGUUUUAUUCCAAGUUGCAUCAAUUCGGGUUAUCUUACUCCUACAUAUCAUUAUCGAGCUUCACUCUGUGAUCCCUUUGCUAUAACUCUA
Molecule: messenger RNA, 4221 nt
Organism: Xylaria bambusicola
Lineage: Eukaryota; Fungi; Ascomycota; Sordariomycetes; Xylariales; Xylariaceae
Product: armadillo-type protein
Exons: 3
Coding region: 318-3824 (1168 amino acids)
Biological process (GO): proteasome-mediated ubiquitin-dependent protein catabolic process; regulation of protein catabolic process
Cellular component (GO): proteasome complex; proteasome storage granule; nucleus
Molecular function (GO): enzyme regulator activity
Source: RefSeq, a predicted model, not a curated record